Messenger RNA from Aspergillus heteromorphus CBS 117.55, 2631 nucleotides. RefSeq names its product putative Rho GTPase activator (Rgd1) (gene rgd1). NCBI's taxonomy places the organism in Eukaryota, Fungi, Ascomycota, Eurotiomycetes, Eurotiales, Aspergillaceae. Gene Ontology annotation, biological process: signal transduction; regulation of GTPase activity. The coding region runs from base 161 to 2155 and encodes 664 amino acids. The transcript has 9 exons. Gene Ontology annotation, cellular component: cytoplasm. The record is from RefSeq and is a predicted model, not a curated record.
CGACACUACCCGCGACACUACCGACUACUAUCUAUCUAUCGAUCUACGCUAUACUAAAGUCUAUACUUAUCCACCCCUUCAGCUCCAACUGCCCUGUCGCGCCCAUCGCGCUCAUCCGUGCUUCACCUCGCCCCCCCUCCCCCCAAUUCCCGCCGCCCCGAUGGUAGACGCCCCCCUACACGAUAGCCCGGUCAUAGAUCCGGAUGCGCCACCCUCCAGCGCUGGAUCUGCCGGCCUCCCCGGAGCUGUCGAGCCCCGUUCCGGGCCAUCCCCUAUGACCGAGGAAUUGAAGGCUCGCCUGGACAAGGUUAUCUAUUCGGAUAUCGGGGUCACCACUCUCCUGACCCGGUUAAAGCAAAGUGUCUCGUCCGCCAGGGACUUCUCCACCUUCCUCAAGAAACGCUCCGCCCUAGAGGAAGAGCAUGCGCAAGGCUUGAGGAAGCUGUCCCGCUCCCUCAACGAUGCCGCUCAUCGCAACGAGAAUCGCCAAGGCACCUACGGCCAGAGCUACAAUGAACUCAAUCGCUUCCACGACCGCAUGGCCGACCACGGCCUCCAGUUUGGCGUGUCUCUGCAGCAGAUGGCCGACGACCUCCAUGAACUGGCCUCGAACAUUGAACGGGGCCGCAAGCAAUGGAAGCAGACCGGCCUGAGUGCGGAGAAGCGGGUAUUGGACGCCGAGGCCUCCGCAGAGAAGGCCAAGUCCAAGUACGAGUCACUCGCGGAGCAGUAUGACCGGGUGAAGACCGGCGACAAGCAGGGCGGGAAGUUUGGCUUGAAGGGUCAUAAGUCCGCCGCGCAGCAUGAAGAGGAGCUGCUGCGCAAGGUCCAGAUUGCCGAUUCGGACUACGGCGUCAAAGUCCAGGGUGCGCAGUCGGCGCGACGCGAGUUGAUCGCAACCCAUCGGCCUCAAGCCGUGCAGAACAUCCAGAGGUUGAUCUCGGAGUGUGAUGCGGGACUAGCAUUGCAAUUGCAGAAGUUUGCGACGUUCAACGAGAAGCUGCUACUUGGACAAGGCCUGUCCAUCAGUCCGUUGAAGGACGGCACGAUGAAUCCCGCUCUUGCUCCAAAGAGCCUGAACGAAGUUGUCUCCCAGAUAGACAACGAGAGGGACUUCCGCGAAUAUAUCCUCAGCCAUGAGAGGAAUCCGGGUGCGGUGACUUCGGACCAAAUCCAAUAUCAGCGUCAUCCAACGCUUGGAGGUUCUACGCCUGCUGUUGUCCCGGCCUCUCAGUCCAGCACGCAAAACAGGCGCCAGUCGACUUUCCUUCCUCAGUCUUUCUCGACCCAGACUCUCCCGACGUCGACUCAGCCGGCUUCUCAAUCGCCAGCGCCCGCACCAGCACCAGCGCCCGCACCAACAACCGUCGAGUCCCCCGCAUACCCUCAAAACCCCGACUCGUACUCGUCCCCGCCUUUCCAGCCUCCUUAUCCAACGUCAUCCUCGGGACAUACCGAGCUCCGCGUUCAUCAGGCACCACCGUUGCCACCGGCAAAGACACCAUUAGUGCCUGCUGGCAAUGGCAUUCAGCAUAGCCCUAAUCUGCCCCCUCUGAAGCCGGUGUUCGGUUUAUCUUUAGAUGACCUAUAUAUGCGCGACGGGACAGCUGUCCCCAUGAUCGUCUACCAAUGUUUCCAGGCUAUAGAACUUUUUGGAUUAGACAUGGAGGGUAUCUACCGCCUUUCCGGCAGUGCUACACAUAUCAGCCACAUGAAGUCGCUCUUUGACAACGACUCGUCACAGGUCGAUUUCACCAACCCAGAGAGCUUCUACCACGACGUCAACAGCGUUGCGGGCCUUCUGAAGCAGUUCUUCAGAGACCUGCCAGAUCCUCUGUUCACAUCCCAGUAUUACACAGACUUCGUCAACGCAGCUCGCAUCGAUGACGACAUUCAGCGCCGUGACUCGAUGCAUGCACUGAUUAACAACUUGCCCGAUGCACAUUACGCCACAUUGAGGGCGUUGGUCUUGCAUCUCAACAAGAUUCAAGAGCAUUAUACCGAAAACCGCAUGAACGCAGGAAACAUUGCGAUCUGUUUCGGACCUACUUUGAUGGGCGCCGGUUCUGGCGGGAACAUUGCGGAUGCCGGUUGGCAGGUCCGUGUCAUCGAGACCAUUCUGGUCAACACCUUCCAGAUCUUCGAUGACGAUUAGUUCCACCGAUCUUGAUUCCCGUCUGUUCGGAUUGCCACCAAAUCUAGCCCCUGUGCUGGAGAGGUCGUCACGUCUUUCGACUCUAACAGUUGCACGGAUCUUGCUUCUUUUAUCGCGAAUACCAUGUUUCAAAUCUUCCUUCCAUCUUUCCUUGCUGCUGGCCGCCAUUUAAUCCCCGAACCAAUCUCCAAGUAUACAUAGUGCCCCUUCUGAUGGGUGGAAAAUUGUGCUGCUCUCAUCUUCUCUAUUUUUAUCAUCACUGGAAUAUCAGGAUAUGAGCCGUCCCAAUACCCUCCCGUCCGUCCGUCCGUCGGGUCGGGGUUGAUUUCAUUUACCUAUCUACUUACCCACCUACCUGUAGUAUCCUCGGAUCAAAUCCUACUUGGAGAUGCGUGGAGAAUAAUUACAAGAUUCAAAUUGGUCCAAACAACAGGUAACCGAUUGGAUAUAUAGUACAUAGUUGCAAUUGCAGACAG